AUGGCUUUCAUUAAAACCAAAUCAACAUCAUCUCGACGUAGUCGACAAGAACGCUUUUUACGCUAUAUUUUACGUCGUAAACAAUGUUAUAUUGUACUUUUGUUCGAAUUUCUUACUCUCAUCAGUCUUAUUUUAAUAUUACUUCUAUUCUUUUGGCUUUCUCGAAAUGAAAUAAAAGAAAUGGAAAUAGCAAAAAUUGAAAAUAAUUGGAAAAGAAGUGAGCAACACAAAUUGAACUUUUACACAUGCGAUUAUGAACCUAUUUGGGAGAAACCAGAACAAAUGAACUAUGAUUUAUGUAAUAAUCAUUACGGUAAAGGUGCACAAAUAUGGACAAUGCAAAAAACAUUAACAAAUUCAACAAGAUGUGUUCAUAAAAUACAUAUGUUACCGUGUCAUAAAUCAUUAUUGGAAGGUGCACCAUCAAAAAUUUAUGAUAACGAGCGCAUAUCACCGGCAAGUUGUGGUGGCUUAUUUGGUGCACCAAUGCCUUAUGAAUAUAUUACAUCUGAAACAACUAUUCGUGCACCUCAAGUAACAAAUGAAAUGCUUGCAAGGUAUUACAUAAAUCAAACUAUCCUCUCAACUGCUUUACAUGUCAAAUGUCCACGAUGUCUUGUUAAGAGCAGUUGGUAUGCAUCAACGAUACCAUUGCACUGUCGUCGACAAUUAACUACGAUAGAAUUAGGUUGGCCUUACAUUGCUAAAUAUUGCGAUUUGGAAGAAGAAAAAGAGAUGAAUCUUGAAAAAAUGAUUUACUGCUAA
Messenger RNA from Brugia malayi, 765 nucleotides. RefSeq lists its product as uncharacterized. The record is from RefSeq and is a predicted model, not a curated record. The transcript has 7 exons. The coding region runs from base 1 to 765 and encodes 254 amino acids. NCBI's taxonomy places the organism in Eukaryota, Metazoa, Nematoda, Chromadorea, Rhabditida, Onchocercidae.